This is a messenger RNA of Manacus vitellinus (golden-collared manakin), 3482 nucleotides long. RefSeq names its product intraflagellar transport 80 (gene IFT80). Gene Ontology annotation, biological process: cilium assembly. The record is from RefSeq and is a predicted model, not a curated record. NCBI's taxonomy places the organism in Eukaryota, Metazoa, Chordata, Aves, Passeriformes, Pipridae. The coding region runs from base 59 to 2329 and encodes 756 amino acids. The transcript is spliced from 19 exons. Gene Ontology annotation, molecular function: protein binding. Gene Ontology annotation, cellular component: cilium; centrosome; intraciliary transport particle B.
AUUUUCUUGUAUUACAGUUCUAACAUAUGGUUUUUAAUGCUCCACCUGAACAACUGAGAUGAGACUGAAGACUUCGCUUUUAAAGGAACCAAAACAUAAGGAAUUGGUGAGCUGUGUGGGAUGGACAACAGCUGAUGAGCUCUACUCCUGCAGUGAUGAUCACCAGAUCAUGAAAUGGAACCCUUUAACAAGCGAGACAACUCGGGUGGUCAAACUUCCAGACGAGAUUUAUCCCAUAGAUCUCCACUGGUUUCCCAGGAGCAUCGGUGGGAAGAAGCAAUCCCAUGCUGAGAGCUUUGUCCUGACGAGUUCUGAUGGGAAGUUCCACUUGAUUUCCAAGUUAGGAAGAGUGGAGAAAAGUGUGGAAGCACAUUGUGGGGCUGUGCUUGCAGGAAGGUGGAAUUAUGAAGGAACAGCACUGGUCACAGUGGGUGAAGAUGGCCAAGUGAAAAUCUGGUCUAAGAGUGGAAUGCUGAGAUCCACUUUAGCUCAGCAAGGAAGCCCCGUGUACUCCGUGGCCUGGGGACCUGACUCUGAAAAAGUUCUUUACACGUCAGGGAAGCAGCUGAUUAUUAAACCUCUUCAGCCAAAUGCUAAAGUUUUGCAGUGGAAAGCCCAUGAUGGACUGAUUUUAAAAACUGACUGGAAUUCAGUUAAUGAUCUGAUUCUUUCUGCAGGUGAAGAUUGUAAAUAUAAGGUCUGGGACAGCUACGGGCGGCUCCUGUACAGCUCCCAGCUCCAGGAAUAUCCCAUCACAUCCAUCGCCUGGUGGUCUUAUGCCCUGGAGAAGCCCAACACUGGCAGCAUAUUUAACAUUUCCUGGUCCAUUGAUGGCACCCAGCUGGCUGGAGCCUGUGGGAAUGGCCAUGUCAUCUUUGCCCACAUCGUGGAACAGCGGUGGGAGUGGAAGAACUUUGAGAUCACAUUAAUUAAGAGGAGAACCAUGAAGGUGCACAAUGUCAUUAAUGAUGCUGAGGAUUCCUUGGAAUUCCGGGACAGGGUCAUUAAAGCCUCCUUGGAUUAUGGAUAUUUGGUUGUUUCAACUUCUCUUCAGUGUUACGUGUUUUCGACAAAGAACUGGAACACCCCACUGAUCUUUGACCUGAAGGAAGGAACAGUGAGUUUGAUUUUACAAGCAGAAAGGCAUUUUCUUCUUGUAGAUGGUGGAGGACUUUAUUUAUAUUCAUAUGAAGGCAGAUUAAUUUCCUCUCCAAAAUAUCCAGGCAUGAGAACAGACAUUUUAAAUGCCCAGACAGUGUCUCUGAGCAAUGACACUCUGGCAGUAAAGGACAAAGCUGAUGAGAAGGUUAUUUACAUCUUUGAAGCUUUAUCUGGAAAGCCACUGGGUGAUGGAAAACCUCUGACCCAUAAGACUGAAAUUGUGGAGAUUGCUUUGGACCAGAAAGGACUUACGAGUGAGAGAAAAAUCGCUUUUAUCGAUAAGAACAGAGAUCUUUACAUCACUUCAGUGAAAAGGUUUGGGAAAGAGCAGAAGAUUGUCAAAAUAGGGACAAUGGUUCAAACUUUGGCUUGGAAUGACACUUCCAACAUCCUCUGUGGGAUCCAGGACACCCGUUUCACAGUCUGGUACUACCCCAACACAGUCUAUGUGGACAAAGAUCUCCUCCCAAAAACCCUCUAUGAAAAAGAUGGAAGUGAAUUCAGCAAAAACCCCCAGAUUGUGAGUUUUGUAGGGAAUCAAAUAACAAUUAGGAGAGCAGAUGGUUCCCUUGUCCACCUGAACAUUUCCCCUUAUCCCGGGAUUCUCCAUGACUACGUCAGGGCUUCCCACUGGGAAGAUGCUGUCAGGCUGUGUCGCUUUGUCAAGGACCAGAGCCUGUGGGCGUGUUUGGCUGCCAUGGCAGUGGCCAACAAAGACAUGACCACGGCUGAAAUCGCCUAUGCAGCCAUUGGGGAGAUUGACAAAGUCCAGUACAUCAAUUCCAUCAAGGAGCUGCCAUCCAGGGAGUCAAGGAUGGCUCAUAUGCUGCUGUUCAGUGGGAACACCCAGGAAGCUGAGACUCUGCUGCUUCAGUCAGGCCUGAUUUAUCAAGCUAUCCAAGUCAACAUUAACCUCUACAACUGGGACAGGGCCCUGGAACUUGCAGUGAAGCACAAGACACAUGUUGACACAGUCCUGGCUUAUAGGCAGAAGUUCUUGGAGGAUUUUGGUAAAAAAGAAACCAACAGGAGAUUUUUGCAAUAUGCAGAAGGGCUGGAAGUGGACUGGAAUAAAAUCAGAGCCAAAAUCCAGAUGGAAAUUGUUAAAGAGAGAGAACAAGCAGCAGCCAGUCCUGCAGGGAGGACCAGUGUGACUGUGCAGCAAUAACUGACAUUUUGGGCACCUUAACAAGUGCUUCUGCAAUGUUUUGUGCUGGCAUAUUUUGAUAAACAUAAAAAAAAAAAGCCACAGGAACAUUUAGUGGGCAACAGGAGUGAGAAUUUGUGGAGAUCUCAAUGGCUGGGUGACACACAGAAUUGUUUCUUCGCUCUCAUUUUGAGCUGGGUUCAUUUUUCUGGCUCCAUUUUAGUCCAUAAUCUGAGAAAAAAGGGAAAUUAGCUGUCCCUCUGCUCGUGGCUUUUGAAUUGUCUUUGCCAUUCAAAUGACUUAACCUUGGUUGCCACUAAUUUCUCUCUUUAAGCACCUAGUUGGGUUAUUUCUGCAGCCUCAGGGACCUCUCCAAAGUCUUGUUUAAAUUGUCCUAAAAGCAAAUUUAGCAAACUGUAAGUAUUGAAAAUGUAAAAAAGGAGUUUGAGCCUGUGAAAUACAAACCACUUCACUCCCAGUUAUGGAAAUACCUGUUUCUGUCAGUGCAUAUGGACCAGCAGGUUCUUUAACAGGUGAUUUCAGGUGAUUUCAGCAACUCAGGAUUGUCACUGAGCAAACUAUUUACCAAUAAAGGGUAUUUUCUGAGAGACUGUAAAUUGUUUAAAAUGCUUUGGAAUGUGCUUUUAGGGUGGUUUGAGGUAAAACCAGCACUGGGGGUUGGUUUUGUAGCAUCUGACAUGAAAAACUGACAACAAUAUUCAAAAUAAGGAAGAGCAUUUCAUGUGUUUUUUUUUUCUGCCCAAAGCACUUGAUUUGCAAAUAUUGUUUUUACAUUUGUGUUAUUUCAUCAAGAUACACUUUUUCUUUGUUUUACAUAUGAAAUUGGCUGUAUAUUUGAGAUGUUUUUGCAGAAGUUCUUUGUGUGAUAAAUACAGGAGCGGGUUAUUCAUCACUGACAUUGUUUAAUAUGUAUUUUUCAAAUGUUACCCUCAAAAUAUCUGUACAUAUGGGAAAUGUCUUCUGGUUUGUAAAUCAUUAUGUGACCCUUUUGUGCAUAGUUCAUAAAUUUCUUAAUAAGACCAAAUAAUAAAUAAAUAAAAAAGAGCAGAAGGAUACAGAUGUUUCAGGUAUGGUUUGGUUACAUUAUUGCCCAGUGCAAAAACAGUGAUUCUCCAGUGAUUUAAUAUCCCUUAAAAACAAAUAAUCCCUUAAA